Molecule: messenger RNA, 672 nt
Organism: Cyphellophora europaea CBS 101466
Lineage: Eukaryota; Fungi; Ascomycota; Eurotiomycetes; Chaetothyriales; Cyphellophoraceae
Exons: 1
Coding region: 1-672 (223 amino acids)
Source: RefSeq, a predicted model, not a curated record
AUGCUCCGCUCACUGACACGCGUCUCCCUCCGGCAAACUACCGCCUCGACCCCCCUCUCCCUCCGCCUGCGCGCCCUCUCCACCCUCCCCUCUAACUCCCAUGUCUAUGUCUUUCCCGACCCAAAUAAUCCAGCACAACAUCUCCUCACCUUUCUACCCACGUCCCCACCUAAUGCCUCCCUCGCCAUCGGCACUACGACCGCCAGCCCACCCAACCCCUCCUCAGUCCAAGAAAACCCCCGAUUCCUCGACCUCCUCCACUCCACCAUUGCCGAGCACGGCCACCAAGAUCCGCAACUGCGGGGCGAAGCUACCGCGCUAGCCACCUCGACCGGCGGGAUCCCUCUGGCGCAGACGCAGCGGCGACAACAGACCGGCUCCGCCGGCGCCAGCGAUCAGGGUGGUCACGGCGGCGGUGGGCGCGGCGGCUGGAUCCACGUAUACGACCUGAGGCAUCCGCCUGAUUUUGGCAGGAUCCCGGAUCCAGAAGAUAUCUUUGGGAGUCUGGAAGUGGAUGCCGACGGCACUUUUACCGAUGGCACGGGCGACUAUCAGCAGAGUGGGACGUAUCGGGUAUGCACCCGGGAUGGGGUGGUGCAGCUCAGUGACUUUCUAAGAGGGAAGUUGAUUCAGAGGUUGAAGGCGGAGGAGGCGAGGCUCGGGAAGUCGUGA